GUUUAUCUACUUCAAUUAAGUUGCGAUGUGGCUCAUAACAAGAGAAAGAAAGUCGUGAUACUGGUUUCUUCAUCCAGUGCUAAGUAUAUUAAUUAUCCUUUCCGCCAAUGAUACGCCGGCCUUCGUCCCCGGUUCUUCUAGUUGUGGGAACUGUCCUUACACUACUGUUCAUUUGGCGUUGGGCAUACAUCCCCAGCGGCCUACAUGUGGGCGCAAGUAGGCAGACACGGUUUUCGAGGGUGCACACCCAAGACAUCUAUAAUAGAACGCUAGGGUUCGAGAAGAUAUUUGUCGUGAGCUUACCCUCACGAACCGAUCGUCGCGAUGGCAUGAGCCUCGUGGCUGCGCUUAGCGAUAUCGAUUUUGAGUUUAUUGAUGGCGUGGAUGGUGCCUCUAUACCUGACAAGGCUUUGCCGGAAUAUUCCGCUAUCGGCCGCCUUGAUAAUCCGAGUAUUGGUGCUUGGCGUGGUCAUCUCAAUGCUAUUCAAGAGAUCGUGCGACGAAACUUGUCUUCGGCUUUAAUUCUUGAAGAUAACGCAGAUUGGGAUGUGAGGCUACGCGACCAACUACACAACUUUGCCUUAUCUUCGCAUGCCCUGACCCAGCCACUGGCUGAUGCGAUCAGCUCUAUAUACGCCGACUUCACCUAUCCUCGGAAUCCCGAGACAACAUUGACCUCUACACCUGAUUUAGCAUUUGAGAAUCUUCCGGUAACCAUACUACCCCAGAGCUCUCCUUACGGGGAUGAAUGGGAUGUUCUCUGGCUCGGCCAUUGUGGGAUGCAUUUCCCCUUCACCAGUGGCCAAACGAUACCGAAGGGACGAGUUGUGCAAACAGAUAAGACAGUACCUCAGCAGCAACAUCUCUGGACAGUGUCCGACACCAAUGAUUUGAAAUAUCAAUACCCAAAUCACACAAGGGUAACUCACCAUGCCCAAGAUGGCAUCUGCUCUUUAGGCUACGCUAUCAAUAGACGGUCAGCUCGGCAGCUUCUCUACGAAGCUGGCCUGAAACGUGUCACUGCCGCAUUUGAUAUCAUGCUGAGGUGGUUUUGCGAAGGAACUGGUACUCCAAACCGGGGAUAUCACAACUGUUUAACUACUCAGCCAUCUCUUUUUCAGAUCCACCUGCCAGAGGGUCCUAAGAAGCACAACAGCGAUAUCUCGGACCAUGGGGAAGGUCACCAAGAAAAGAAGACAGAAGUGAUAAGAUGGAGCGUAAAGAUGAAUGCAGAGGUGCUAAUAAACGAGGGAACGGACUUUGUAGAUCAGUACCCCGAUGUCGAUUGAUUUCUUUGCUAUUAAGAUUUGUAUCAUUAUCAUUUCUUAUUCAUCCUAUGUAUGACACCGUUGUUGAAUGAAAUUAACUGUGUUGAGACCUUAGGUUCGCUUAUGGCUUUUAUCUAGAGUGUUAUCUUAGCGCCGAGAUCAUCCCUAUGUGCUGAACAAUAAUUAAAGGGAGAAAGAAUGAAGAACCUUGUGACAUGAAUGUAGUAAUCAUUGCAUUCAAUCUGCUUUAGGCCUUAAAUUCAUGCAGACUGCUAGUUACGCUGAAAGCUAAUUUGACAGAUUGCCAGAGUUUUUCUAUGAGAGUUAAAUGCAGGAAAAGAACAUCUAUUGCCGGCAUUUGUCACCGAACCUAAAGUUUCGUAUAUAGUAAGGGUGCAAAUACUAGUGAGGUACUUGGCUUCUUCCAGUGUUAUAUGGUUAUUCACUUUUGGCUCAUCUUCUCUCUAAUCUGUCAUACACAAC
This is a messenger RNA of Xylaria bambusicola, 1751 nucleotides long. RefSeq lists its product as uncharacterized. Lineage: Eukaryota; Fungi; Ascomycota; Sordariomycetes; Xylariales; Xylariaceae. Bases 108 to 1289 code for a protein of 393 amino acids. The transcript is spliced from 6 exons. The record is from RefSeq and is a predicted model, not a curated record.